GUGGUGUUUGCCUUGUCAUCACAUCACAUGUUAUAGUGUGUUCUCUCAAGUGUCAACCAUCCAAUAUCCAAUCCAACACAAAAGAGAGUUUUCCCCAGGAAGCUUCCUACCUCGCUUCCUACUUGUUAGGCUCCUUCGCUUGCUUUCCCUUUUACCCUUUUUCUUCCACUUUCUUCUGAUUUCCUGCUCCAAAGUCCUUUUUAAACGCACAAUAUUCUGUGUUCUCCAACAACACACACUCACUCACCACUGUGUCCGUGUGUUUGUUGGUUUUCUUUUCCUAUCCACUCUCAACAUAGCAGCAGCAACUGCUUCAGUUUCUAUUUUCAGUAGUUUGUUCCAAGUUUCUGAUCAAUGGAACAUAGUUUGAAAAGAAAGUCUCCAGAGAGUGGAGACAAUUUACUCUUCAACAGAUUUUCUCUGGAUGACCUUAAUGAAGAUCUCUUGGAGAGGGUACUUUCAUGGCUACCAACUUCCUCAUUUUUUCGCCUCACUUCGGUGUGCAAGAGGUGGAAAUCAGCUGCUGCUUCUGUGAGUUUCAAGCUUGCCUGCUCACACGUUCCUUCACGUGACCCUUGGUUUUUGAUGGUUGCUCCAAACCUCAACCAAUCUAUUGUCUUCGACACUGCUGAAAACAGUUGGAAAAGACUCAAUCACCUGCACCUUCCGCUCGAAGACUCUAACAUCAGCUGCAUGCCUGUUGCAGCCUCUGGUGGUCUGGUUUGCUACCGCAAACUGUUGGGAAACUUUGUUGUGUGCAAUCCCGUUACCGGAUCCUGUAGCGAACUCCCUCCAUUGCAUUUUGCCCUGGAAAACCAGUCUCUCAAUGCGGUUGUGAUGAGUACAACUUUCAAUGAUCAAAUGUCCUAUAAGAUUGUGUUAGUCUUCGGUGAACUCCCUAACCUUUUGUUUAAAGUCUACAACUCUGGUUCUAGCUGUUGGGAAGAUGAGGCUGCGCUGAGGAGGAAUGUUGAUGACAAUUCCAUGGAUUGUGAUUCAACCGAUGAUGACAAUGUUGUGUACUUCCUUAGCAAGGCUGGAACUGUGGUGGUGAGUAGCAUGCAGAGAAGCCCGUCUAAGCAGUAUUCGUCGGUUAUUACUAACAAAGACGGUCAGGAGAUAGUGUAUUUUCUCAGUUCUUCGGGGACGGUAGUAGCUUGCAAUUUGACAUCAAGGUGCUUCCUUGAGUACCCUAGGUUGCUGCCUGUUUUCAGUGAGUACUCCAUUGAUAUCGUGGAGUGUGGUGGUGAGAUGGUGGUUGUUUUGUUAUCAGAAUUCUUGGAAAGCACAAGUCUUAGGGUGUGGAAAUACGACGAGGCCAAUCGAUGCUGGCAACAGAUUGCUGCAAUGCCUGCAGCAAUGUCUCAAGAGUGGUAUGGAAAGAAGGCAGAUAUUAACUGCGUUGGAGCCAGCGGUCGGAUAUUCAUAUGCUUGAACUCCCCUGAGCUAUGUACUUAUGUUCUGUGUGAUUUGGUGACCAACAAAUGGACCGAGUUGCCGAAAUGUUGCUUGAAUGGAGAAGUCAUGGAAUUCAUGUCUGCCUUUUCAUUUGAGCCAAGAAUAGAGGCUUCUGUAUGACACUAAAGUACCCCAGUCUGGUAUAUUGAUCUUGGUUUUCAUCCUUUUUCUGUGUUCUGUUAGAUUAAUUUUCUUCCCACUUGUACUUGAAUUUGUCAUCCAAAAUAGCUACUAGGGCUGAUUGGUAUGAAAAUAGAGAUGGAAGCUCUAACCAAAUGAUUGAUAUGCGAUUGCUAACUGAGAUAUUGUAAUUCUCUCCAUUGAUUGUUAGAUGUACACUGUUUUCAGUGAAUUUCCAAUCGAAUGCCUGUGUUGAUUAUUCUUUAUCCUA
This is a messenger RNA of Glycine soja, 1849 nucleotides long. RefSeq names its product F-box only protein 13-like. The transcript has 2 exons. The record is from RefSeq and is a predicted model, not a curated record. Lineage: Eukaryota; Viridiplantae; Streptophyta; Magnoliopsida; Fabales; Fabaceae. The coding region runs from base 355 to 1578 and encodes 407 amino acids. Gene Ontology annotation, molecular function: protein binding.